GAGUUUGAAAUUAAACCGCCGCGAACAGCCGGUUGGCGGAGCGUGCUGAGGGUUGCUUAGCAACCCACCGGGCUUUUGAGUCCCAGCUUCUGCUUAGAAAGGUGGCGGUUCUCUUUCGCGACCGCAGGGAUCCAAACGGUACAUCUUCCACCCACCCCGCCAGCACAGGGAAAAAGUGAUACAUCGCUGGUUUUACCAGAGCUUUAUGUGUUAAACAUCGCACGGUUGAAUUUGUUUCAGGUUACUUUGAACCAGCCUUUCAAUCAUCGUGAUUUUCUGAAGAUCAUGGCUUCCCUUCAGCAAAGGAUCUUGAAUAUUAUUCAGUGUUUUCGAAAAGAAUGGCGCUUAUUUUCAGAAUCUGAAAGGACUACUGUGUGUGGUGUAGAUUGCAUGCUGAUGGCUUUGUACCUAUCGGUUGCUGAGGUCAAUAAAAAGAACCGUGGAGAUUUUGAAGCAUCUCUUAGUGAACUGCUACUAACUUGGAAUUACCUGGUACCUGACAAACUGGGCAUACUGCAGAAAAAUAUGGAAGCUCCUGAAAACUAUGCUGACAUCACAAGUGCAUAUGCCAGCUUUUUAAAACGCUGCAAUAUGAUGGAUCUAAUAGAUGUCUAUCAAAAAUGUAGGGCACUAGCACUGGAAAAUGAAUCGGUUUCCUGUGCACAACUGUUAGAAUUUAUUGCCGGAAUAGCAGAUUUAGCCAUUGAGAAUCAUUCAGUUCUUCCUACCCCCUCAACACCAACCAGCAGAGUGAACCAGGAUCAUGAAGAGCUACCAUUGAUGGUGAAAAAAAUUUUGUAUGCAUAUUUAACUAUAUUGGUUAACUCCAAGAAUGAUCUGGCAUUUGCUUACAUUUUAAACGUUCCUGACAGAGGACUUGGAAGGGAAGCUUUUACUGACCUAAAACAUGCUGCACAGCAGAGACAAAUGUCCAUAUUCUUGAUGGCGACGUCUUUUAUCAGAACCAUAGAACUUGGAGGAAAAGGUUAUGCCCCUUCCCCAGCUGAUCCUUUAAGAACCCAUAUGAAGGGACUUUCACACUUGGUUCACUUCAUUGAUAAACUGGAAGAAAUUAUUGGUGAAGUCCAGGAUCCGAGACUUGCAGGGGGGAAAAUUCUAUCAACAAUCAAGAUGCAUUUGAUAAAAGGAAGAAACAGCGGGGAUGCCUUCUGUCAAGCAGCAGAGGAAGUUGUACAAGAUUUGGAUUUGAGGAUUAAAAAUAUUAUCAACUUUCAGCAUGAGUCUAUGACAGCUAGCACCGCUGGAAUUAGUCCAGCCCGGCCCAAGCUGCAUGCUAUAAACCAUGGCACUGCUUACUGUGGCAAAGAUACUGUGAAGGCCUUAUUAGCACUUUUGGAUGAAGCAGCUACCGAUCCUCCUCCCAAAAACAAAGCCCAAAUGUUGUUUGGUGAUGAAUUCGGAUUCCCUUGUACCUUUUUGUUGUUCAGAUCUCCAGCACAAUCUAGUGGAUCUUCUCCAAAAGUUUUGAGACAGAGAAUUCGGACAGCAGUUGGUGAAAAAAAAAUUAAGUUGAAGCAACCUUUAAUUAGGUCUCAGUUUUCUUGCACCUACAAAGAUGACCAAAUGACUGAGGCAAAGGGUCAGCAUUUCCAGGCAAUCCAGGCCCCAACAUGUGAACAUCCAGCACUGAAAGAAAAGGCUGUUCCAGACUCUAAAGAUGAAUCAACUGCAGCAGAAUGCCUACAUUCACAACUUGAAAGUGCUGCACUUGGAACUAGUUCUGGAAAUGUUCAUCAGAAUGGAAGUAAAAGUAAAGAAAUAGGAAAACUAAGUUGCCAGCCAAGAAACAAGAGCUCAAAGAGGAAGCAGGUGGACAGGACUAGUGAAAAUGUCAUAUGCAGUAAUGAAAACGAAUCACUUCAACACAUACACAGUAAGAGACCAAAAACUGCAGUGAAAUGCCAGAAUAGUUUGGACAGCAAAAUAAAGAGGGCUGGAAAAUGCAACAAGAUUAUAGCCAAAAAUAAACUGAUUGUUGGUCAAGCAAAGCUAACUCAUUUCUUUAGAUUAUAAAUGCUCUUACUGUGAUUGUUAUGCAAACAAUUAUUGACUCGUUUUGAGGUUUGAAAGAAAAAAUGCAUACGCUACAGUAACAUAUUCCUUGUGAUUAUAAAUAUUGAUAUGUAUUCAGUAUUUGGACAAAUGGAUCAACAAGCUUUGCGGAAUUCCCAGUUUUAAUAAUGCACUGUAAUCUUUUACAUUUGUAUACUGUAAUCAUGUGGUAUUUUGAUGUACAAAUAUUUAGGAUCAAUACAAACACAAAACAAUACUUAAA
This is a messenger RNA of Podarcis muralis (Common wall lizard), 2296 nucleotides long. RefSeq names its product PARP1 binding protein (gene PARPBP). The record is from RefSeq and is a predicted model, not a curated record. Gene Ontology annotation, cellular component: chromatin. Gene Ontology annotation, biological process: negative regulation of double-strand break repair via homologous recombination. NCBI's taxonomy places the organism in Eukaryota, Metazoa, Chordata, Lepidosauria, Squamata, Lacertidae.